This is a messenger RNA of Meloidogyne enterolobii, 2225 nucleotides long. The record is from the annotation of a GenBank genome assembly. Lineage: Eukaryota; Metazoa; Nematoda; Chromadorea; Rhabditida; Meloidogynidae.
UUAUUCCUGCAUUACUUUGUCCCCCUAUUUUAAUUUUGUACAUUUUUUUUAAGAAUUUUCACUCAAGACUUAAACGUUUCGCUCCUCCCUUUUUCAUUUUUCUUUUAUAUUUUUGAGUCUCUUCUUUUCAAAUUUUAAAGACUUAGCUUACCAUAAGAAGAUUCACACCAAUGUUCAAGUAGUGUAGUGGGAAACGCGUAGGCUUCUUCUUAGUAAGGUCAUGGUUCGAAUCCUUUUAUUGAACAUCGUCUUUAAUUGAUUAACAAAUUUUUAAAAUUUGUUUUUUUGUUUUUCAUUUCAAAUUUUAAUAAUUUUAUAAUUAUUUAAGAAUGCCACCAAAGCCUAAAAUAGUAAAAUCAACAAAUAAUCAAAGUAAUGUCCAAAAUAAUCAACAAAAUAUUAUUCAACAGCAACAACAACAACAACAGGCUUUUCAAUCAAUUCCCCAAUCUUCAUUAUUUUCUUCUUUUAAUUCAAAACAGCCUUCAAUUUCAUUUACUACCUCAAACACAGCAUCUACUAAUUCUUCCAAUAAUGUUAUCUCUCCAACAAAUACUUCAAAUUUUGCCUCUUUUGGUGGAAAUAUUAUGGUUGGAGCUGCAACAAAUCAACAGCAGCAGCAACAAACACCAGGGACAUCACAAAGGAAAAUCCAACAACAAAUGGUUCAGUUGCUUGUUCCAACAUCUGUUCCAUCUCAAUUAGUUAACAAUAAUAAUGAAGUUAGUAAUGCUGGUGGUUCUUCUGUUGGAGUUUCUAAUUCGGGAGGAAUACCAACUUCAACAAUAACACGUCCAAACCCUCAAAUAAUUUUUUUACAACAACCUCAACAGACUUUACAACAACAAAGUGUAACACGUUCAACUGUUGGCAGUAGCAAUACAAAUAGUACCCCAACAACUUCACCUCCUGCCGCUACAACAGCAAUUCCAUUCCAAUCAACAGCAGCACUUGGUGGUCAAUUUGUUCUUUUAGCAGCAGCUACCCCAGCAAAAGGAAAUGGUGGACAACAACAGUUUCAACUUAUUCCUAUUACUCAACUUAUUACUGCACAACCUUGUACUUCAACUCAACAAAUAAAUUCUACUGGGAAACAACCUCAAUUAUUAUUCCAAGUGGCAGGUCAAACAAUUCAGAAUAACAAUAAUCAAAGUAAUGGACAGCCUUUAUUAUUAUCUCAACAACAACAACCUUUGCAGACAAUUCAAUUUCAACCAAUUGAUCCAAGUAAAUUUAUGUCUGGUGGUGUUGUUACCUCUUCUACUGCCUCUACUACUGCCACAACUAUCCAAGUCAGUAAUAAUGCUAGUAUAACUACACAGACUGGUCUUUCUACACAAACAAUUCCAACUUCAGCACGUAAAGUGCCUGCACAGACUAAGAAGAGAGAACCUAAAAAGACACCAGUCAAAACAGAGCCACAACAGACCCAACAACAAGUACAACAGCCCCAAUCAACUCAACAGCAAUUAACUCCGGUAUCAAAGUCUCAACAAAUAAUUACUUUGGGACAUUUAUCUUUCCAACAAGACCCAAAUGAUCCACAAAAAUGGAUUAUAACAAAUGAUAGUGGUGGAAGUUCGAACGUUAAAACGCCUCAAAAAUCUAUGCAAGGUGCUAAUGCUGCUUCAAAAAUUGUUAAAACCGAUGUUAAGCAACAACCAUUGGAAGGCGGAUUUAAUCCCCAAUUACCUAUAACAAAUAUUGGAGGCUCGAAAAGAAUUGCUUGUAGUUGUCCAAAUUGUGUAAAUGGAAUAAAAGGGGGAUUAGAAAAGGGAAGACAACAUAUUUGCCAUAUUUGUAAUAAAACUUAUGGAAAAACAUCUCAUUUACGUGCACAUUUGAGGGGACAUGAAGGAAAUAAACCUUUUGCUUGCGAUUGGCCUGCAUGCCCACGCCGAUUCACUCGUAGCGAUGAAUUACAAAGACAUCGUCGAACUCAUACAGGCGAAAAACGUUUUACUUGUCCACAGUGUAGUAAACGUUUUAUGCGUUCUGAUCAUUUAACAAAACAUGUACGUACACAUAUUGGUGUAAGUCAAAGACCAACAACAGCAGCAUCUAAUACUACAUCCUCCAACAAUACAACAACAACAAAUGCUAAUAAUUUAAAUACCAAUACAUUACGAGCAGUUGGAAGUAAUUUAAUUUUACAGCCACAACCAAUGACUACAAAUACAACUAUAGUGGAUGAUAGGGGAAUUAAAUUGGAAGUUUUGAGUUGA